Molecule: messenger RNA, 5646 nt
Organism: Leptonychotes weddellii (Weddell seal)
Lineage: Eukaryota; Metazoa; Chordata; Mammalia; Carnivora; Phocidae
Source: RefSeq, a predicted model, not a curated record
GGCCGUGCUGGGAGUUAGACAGCCGGAGGCUGCUCUCACGCACUGGUGAAAGGAGAGGCCGCGCUCCCGGCUCAGCACGGUGUCCCGGGUGCUGCAGCCCACUGCCGAGCAACUUCGGGUCAUCUUGCUACGUGGGGCUCCACUUUGGGUGUUCCCGUGACAGCAUUAAUCGCGACAGAUUUAGCUCCGCCCGUGGGCUCGGCGGCUACGACCUUUAUUUGUCGGAAAAGGCGGGCUCUUAAGGCGCAAGACUCCUACCCUUCCUCUUCGUGGGCGCUGCGCUUGACGUCGUGACCAAUCACAGGCCACGUCGCGCCGCCGCAGCCAAUCGGAAAAACCGGGGCAUUAAGACGAGCACUUGACGGCUCCUCCCUCUCUGUUCGAGGGUGGUUAGUGGCUUUAGUUGUUGAUGGCCUCGUUUUCCUCCUGUUUCAACCCCAUCUGGUUACAUCCGAUGCCAUCGGAGUUCUUGUGAGACAGAGCUUGAGAAUGCGAAGCGAAGAGGCAAGGGCAAAAUUGAGGCGAAUCCAGGAGCAUGCGGAUAGGUCUCCGGUGCGAGCUCAGAAAGUGAUUGGAGGAUAUGGCUGGGGGAAGAGAUGGGAGAGGAAUAAACGCGGUGCCCUAGAAAUAUUGAAGACAAAAUUGGGACCAAAAUAAAUUAUUUACUGAGAGGCAUAUCAUUUCCUUGCGUUUUAUUUGGUAGUUCCUUGAUGUGCAGAUAAUAAUAUAGGAGCUGUUGGUAUGGUUGGCCUGAGAUAAGUGACCCCGGAGGAGCUUGAAUGAGAGUGAAUAUGAGGAUACGUCGGCUUUUAAUUCAACGAACCCUUUUCUACAAGACCCUUUGUCACUAUGGGGGAAUUAAAAAGGAAAUAAGCAGGCAAGAGUGAUUCCAACAUUUCCAAGCCAGAUUGCUUUUUUCCCCUUUUUGUUUACUUAGUCCAGAUUCCUGCCAAAAAGGAAUUAAUAUUCUUGGAGAUGUUGGAAAAAGAUUCCUGGGCCUUGGAAGAUAAUUUCUCCAAAUAUACAGGGGAGUGGGAGGAGGGUGAAGCGGAGAGACAUCAGUUUUCCAGAGUCUGACUUGGCAAGCCUCAGUUCCUUGAUGGCUGUUGGCUAAAGACCAGUUCUUCACCAUGUGAACAUAGGCUGCCUGAGUAUCCGCACAACAUGACAACUGGCUUCCACCAGAGGGAAUGAUCCAAGAGAGAAAUGCCAAGACAACAUGGAGGUGGAGGUGGCUAGAGAAGACUAUAGAUAUAAGUACUCCUGGUAUUUGCUUGGGAUGCAGACUGACUUAGGUUGAAAUUUCUGUUUCCAGUUUUUGAAGGAACAUAAUCCAAUUAUUUAAAGGCACUUAUGCAAAUAUUUGACAUGGGAUGGAAUAAAGGUAUAAAUAUGCAGCAGCAGCUUUAGGCACUUUGUGUCCUUUUCCUCAAAAGCUUGAUAUUUAUCCAAUAUGGAAUGAAAUUGAGGGUUUUUCAUAAAGAACAUUUUGUCAGAUUGAUAAAAAAUGUGAACGUUUAUAUAGUAAGCAGGAUGAAGUUAAAGGAAGUAGACCGUACGGCCAUGCAGGCCUGGAGCCCUGCCCAGAAUCAUCCCAUUUACCUAGCUACAGGAACAUCUGCUCAACAAUUGGAUGCAACAUUUAGUACCAGUGCUUCCCUUGAGAUAUUUGAAUUAGAUCUUUCUGAUCCAUCCUUGGAUAUGAAAUCUUGUGCCACCUUCUCUUCUUCUCAUAGGUACCACAAGUUGAUUUGGGGGCCUCAUAAGAUGGAUUCCAAAGGGAAUGUCUCUGGAGUUCUGAUUGCAGGUGGUGAAAAUGGAAAUAUUAUUCUUUAUGAUCCUUCUAAAAUUAUAGCUGGAGACAAGGAAGUUGUGAUUGCCCAAAAUGACAAGCAUACCGGCCCAGUAAGAGCCUUGGAUGUGAAUAUUUUCCAGACUAAUCUGGUAGCCUCUGGUGCUAAUGAAUCUGAAAUCUACAUUUGGGAUCUCAACAAUUUUGCAACUCCAAUGACACCAGGAGCCAAAACACAGCCCCCAGAAGAUAUCAGCUGCAUUGCAUGGAACAGACAAGUUCAGCAUAUUUUGGCAUCAGCCAGUCCCAGUGGCCGGGCCACUGUAUGGGAUCUUAGGAAAAAUGAACCUAUCAUCAAAGUUAGUGACCAUAGUAACAGGAUGCAUUGCUCUGGGUUGGCGUGGCAUCCUGAUGUUGCGACUCAGAUGGUCCUUGCCUCUGAGGAUGAUAGAUUACCAGUGGUCCAGAUGUGGGAUCUUCGCUUUGCUUCCUCUCCACUCCGUGUCUUGGAAAACCAUGCCAGGGGGAUUUUGGCAAUUGCUUGGAGCAUGGCAGAUCCUGAAUUGUUGCUGAGCUGCGGAAAAGAUGCUAAGAUUCUCUGCUCCAACCCAAACACAGGAGAGGUGUUAUAUGAACUUCCCACCAACACGCAGUGGUGCUUUGAUAUUCAGUGGUGUCCCAGAAAUCCUGCUGUCUUAUCAGCUGCUUCCUUUGAUGGGCGUAUCAGUGUUUAUUCUAUCAUGGGUGGGAGCGCAGAUGGCUUAAGGCAGAAACAAGUUGACAAGCUUUCAUCAUCUUUUGGAAAUCUUGAUCCCUUUGGCACAGGACAGCCCCUUCCUCCAUUACAAAUUCCUCAGCAGACUGCUCAGCAUAAUAUAGUGUUGCCUCUGAAGAAGCCACCCAAGUGGAUCCGAAGACCUGUUGGUGCUUCCUUUUCAUUUGGAGGCAAACUGGUUACCUUUGAGAAUGUCAGAAUACAGGCCCAGCAGGGAGCUGAGCAGCAGCAACAGCAACACCAUGUGUUCAUCAGUCAGGUGGUGACAGAAAAGGAAUUCCUCAGCCGAUCGGACCAACUUCAGCAAGUCGUGCAGUCGCAAGGAUUUGUCACUUACUGUCAGAAAAAGAUUGAUGCUUCUCAGACUGAGUUUGAGAAAAAUGUAUGGUCCUUUUUGAAGGUGAACUUUGAGGAUGAUUCUCGGGGAAAAUACCUUGAACUUCUAGGAUACAGAAAAGAAGACCUAGGAAAGAAGAUUGCUUUGGCCUUGAACAAGGUGGAUGGACCCGAUGUGGCUCUUAAAGAUUCUGACCAAGUAGCACAGAGUGAUGGGGAGGAGAGCCCUGCUGCUGAAGAGCAGCUCUUGGGAGAGUGCAUUAAAGAGGGAAAACAAGAAUCUGAAUUUCUACCAUCAGCAGGAGGAACAUUUAACAUCUCCAUCAGUGGCGAUAUUGAUGGUUUAAUUACUCAGGCUUUGCUGACGGGUAACUUUGAGAGUGCUGUUGACCUUUGUUUACAUGAUAACCGCAUGGCUGAUGCCAUUAUAUUGGCCAUAGCAGGUGGACAAGAACUCUUGGCUCAAACACAGAAAAAAUAUUUUGCAAAAUCCCAAAGCAAAAUUACCAGGCUAAUUACUGCAGUGGUGAUGAAGAACUGGAAAGAAAUUGUUGAGUCUUGUGACCUUAAAAAUUGGAGAGAGGCUUUAGCUGCAGUAUUGACUUAUGCUAAACCAGAUGAAUUUUCAGCCCUUUGUGAUCUUUUGGGAACCAGGCUUGAAAGUGAAGGUGAUAGCCUCCUGCAGACUCAAGCAUGUCUCUGCUAUAUUUGUGCAGGGAAUGUAGAGAAACUAGUUGCAUGUUGGACUAAAGCUCAAGAUGGAAGCAGUCCUUUGUCCCUUCAGGAUCUUAUUGAGAAAGUUGUCAUCCUGCGAAAAGCUGUACAACUCACCCAAGCCAUGGACACCAAUACUGUAGGAGUUCUUUUGGCUGAGAAGAUGAGUCAGUAUGCCAAUUUGUUGGCAGCCCAAGGCAGUAUUGCUGCAGCCUUGGCUUUUCUUCCUGAAAACACCAACCAGCCAAAUAUUGUGCAGCUUCGUGACAGACUUUGUAGAGCACAAGGACAGCCUGUACCAGGACAGGAAUCACCUAAAAUUCCUUAUGAGAGGCAGCAGCUGCCCAAGGGCAGGCCUGGACCAAUGGCUGGCCACUCACAGAUGCCAAGAGUUCCAGCUCAACAAUAUUAUCCGCAUGGAGAAAAUCCUCCACCUCCAGGUUUCAUAAUGCAUGGAAAUGUUAACCCAAAUGCUGCCACAGCUCAGCUUCCCACCUCUCCGGGUCAUAUGCACACCCAGGUACCACCUUAUCCACAGCCACAGCCUUAUCAACCAGCCCAGCAGUAUUCCUUCGGAACAGGGGGGUCAACAAUGUAUCGACCUCAGCAGCCUGUUGCUCCUUCUGCUUCAAACGCUUACCCUAACACCCCUUACAUAUCUCCUGCUUCUUCCUAUUCUGGGCAGUCUCAGCUGUAUGCAACACAGCACCAGGCCUCUCCACCUACCUCCAGCUCUGCUGCUUCUUUCCCUCCUCCCCCUUCCUCCGGAGCAUCCUUCCAGCACGGCGGACCAGGAGCUCCACCAUCGUCUUUAGCUUACGCGCUGCCUCCUGGAACAACAGGUACACUGCCUGCUGCCAGUGAGCUGCCUGCGUCGCAAAGAACAGAAAAUCAAUCUAUGCAAGACCAGGCACCUAUGUUGGAAGGUCCUCAGAAUGGAUGGAAUGAUCCUCCAGCUUUGAACAGAGUACCUAAGAAGAAGAUGCCUGAAAACUUUAUGCCUCCUGUUCCCAUCACAUCACCAAUCAUGAACCCUUUGGGUGACCCCCAGUCACAGAUGCUGCUGCAACAGCCUUCAGCUCCCGUACCUCUGUCAAGCCAAGCUUCAUUUCCACAGCCACAUCUUGCAGGUGGCCAGACCUUCCAUGGCAUACAACAACCCCUCGGUCAACCAGGCAUGCCACCAUCUUUCUCCAAGCCCAAUAUUGAAGGCGCCCCAGGGGCUCCUAUUGGAAAUACCAUCCAGCAUGUGCAGUCUUUGCCAACAGAAAAAAUUACCAAGAAACCUAUUCCAGAUGAGCACCUCAUUCUAAAGACCACAUUUGAGGAUCUUAUUCAGCGCUGCCUCUCUUCAGCCACAGAUCCUCAAACCAAGAGGAAGCUAGAUGACGCCAGCAAACGCUUGGAGUUUCUGUAUGAUAAACUUAGGGAACAGACACUUUCACCCACAAUCAUCAGUGGUUUACACAACAUUGCAAGGAGCAUUGAAUCGCGAAACUACUCAGAAGGAUUGACCAUCCACACCCACAUAGUUAGCACCAGCAACUUCAGUGAGACCUCAGCUUUCAUGCCAGUUCUCAAAGUCGUUCUCACCCAGGCCAAUAAGCUGGGUGUCUAAAAGGACAUCUUUACUCCCAGCCCAUAUUGCCAUUUUUCCAAAGAAACAUAUUUUUAAAAAUGUUAAGAUAUGGACCAAUCCUCAUUAGCAUGUUUCCAUUAAUAGCCAGUCAAGAGCAUUUACACUAUUUCUGCAGAUAUACUCACCUUAGAACUGCUCAAAACCCAGGUGCUUUCUUUUGUUUUAAUCUUUUAUUGCCCAUGAUGAUUUUCCUAUUCUGCAAAUAGUGUAUUUCCUGGAUUACACAUAGUGUGUUUUCCUGAAGUAUUCUGAUAAAAUGUGGUUUUUAAAACCUCAGUAUACUUUUUGGAAAAAGAGCAUCUGGUUAUGCAUAAAGCGGAGCUAAAACUAAGUUUCUUUCGUGUCCUCCCUACUUCCUCUGUGUCAAUCACAUUAAAGUGUGUAAUCCUA